GGCGGUACAUGCGCCAUCCCAGGAGCGUUUGGGUGCGGCAAGACCUGCAUUUCCCAAGCGCUGUCGAAGUACAGCAACAGCGAAGUGAUAGUGUAUGUGGGGUGUGGAGAACGCGGCAACGAAAUGGCGGAAGUUUUGGCGGACUUUCCGGAGUUGACGACGACAGUGGAUGGCAAGGAAGAAGGCAUAAUGCAGCAUACUUGCCUCGUGGCUAAUACCAGUAACAUGCCAGUUGCUGCUAGAGAAGUUUCGAUUUAUAGAGGCAUAACGCUGGCGGAGUACUUUCGAGACAUGGGCUACAACGUGGCCAUGAUGGCCGACUCCACUUCGAGAUGGGCCGAAGCUCUUCGCGAGAUUUCGGGGAGACUCGCGGAGAUGCCCGCGGACUCAGGCUAUCCCGCGUACUUGGGGGCGAGGCUGGCGAGCUUCUACGAGCGGGCCAGUGAGGGUUUAGGGUUUAGGGUUUAG
Eimeria necatrix is the source of this 468-nucleotide messenger RNA. RefSeq names its product Vacuolar proton-ATPase A-subunit, related. The annotation marks the transcript as partial. Lineage: Eukaryota; Apicomplexa; Conoidasida; Eucoccidiorida; Eimeriidae. The transcript is spliced from 3 exons. The record is from RefSeq and is a predicted model, not a curated record. Gene Ontology annotation, biological process: proton transmembrane transport; ATP metabolic process. Gene Ontology annotation, molecular function: proton-transporting ATPase activity, rotational mechanism; ATP binding.